UGCCGAUUGUGAAGCAUCGUCCGCGACGCUUCUCCUGCGACUUUUGUUUCGAGUAUCUUUGACGUAGAGCAGAAAUGCAAAGCUAAAGAGAGGGCAUUUUCCUGCGGCUCUGGUUUUUCGUGGCAGAAUUGGUAGUUUCACAGAGAACUCUGCUGCUGUGCCUGAACAAUGGAUUGUACCUUCAAGAUCUGCACUCUCCAAGACAAGGAUGGACACGAGCACAGCGCCCUCUGGAUUCCUAAGACACUACCGUGCAACUUCGGAUGUCAAAAUGCUCUUCCUGCCAACGACGUCUUUAACCUCAUCAUGAUUGAAGAUUCAAAGGAUAUGAAAGUCCAUUGGCCUCAUAUCGUCUCUGCCUGGAACAAAAACAUCAAAGAUAAACUGGAAGGUCGGACAAAUGUGUACACUUUUGGGGACCUUGUGCAGCUGAAGAGACUGGAGCCUGAGCUAAUGCAGAAGGAUUUAGAAAACAACAAAACAAGCAACUUUACCCAAGCAUUGCGGACUAUCAGAAUUAGAGUGCAGAGCAGCAAAGAAACCAACAUAAAAAUCAUUAUAAUCAAGGGACCUCAUGAUGCUGGUGAACCUUUUCCUGAAGAUGAAAUAAGAUUGAUAAAGCCACACAUUGGAAGAACUAUUGUAGUCUAUAUACUUGGUAUUGGUGAUGAAUUCCCAGCCCAACACUGUUUUGAAAUCCUGUCUAAAUUGAAUACAGGGAACAAAAACGAUGUUACAUUUUUCAAAGCUAAGGACACAAAAGAUAUUGCAGACCAGUGCUCCAAAAUAGGAAAUAUUCUUAGGCCAUAUGUAGCCAAACUUGAGCUCAGUAUUGGAGGUUUCAUUCUUCCAGGCUAUCCAUACAAGACUACAUCUGUACAAUUAGGAGAGUGGAUUUACUUUGAGGAGCCACAAACAGAGCUAAGUACCUUGGCUCUGAAAGUUAAUAAUAAAGAGUACAUAGAUAUUACUGAUGAGAUGGUACAAAGGAAUGCUCAAUGUGAUUUAGUUUUUCUCUUUUUACAGUGGAAUAAUGUUCUGAUUCAAGAGAAGUGUAAAGAGAAGAUGGUUCCAAGGGAAGUAUUUGAUCUUAUAAAAUCAUUUUAUACUUAUUUUCAGAAUGAAUGCCUCAGCAGUCUAUCAAAGCAUGAACUGAAACUAAAAAAGGACUUCAGAUCAUGUGAAAAUCAGUUCAGACAGCUUAUGAAGCAAAUGAUAACUCAUACGGAUGACAAAAUGAUGAACAAAGAAUUAAAGUUAGCAGACUUAUAUCUGAAAACUGCAGCGAUCAAUUAUGAUGUCAAAGCAACGAAAAACAAGUUCUGUAAUGAUGCAAGAUUUGCAAAGACUGUGGAAUUAUUUCAUAAUUUAUAUGAAAAUGUCAAAUCAAGGAUCAUGACUCUUCCUCACCCAAAGCUUGAUGAAUGCUGUAGGAUUACAAAGUCUUCUACUUUAUCACAGCUCAUGGAAAAAGACUUUGAAAAAGUUCUCCAGAAAAAUAAAUUUGAUUUCUUGAGAAGUUUCAUCAUGUCUGGCAUUCCAGUCUUUUCACUGAUGAACUGUGCAGUUCAGAGAAACCCCUGGGCAUUCAAAAUCAAACAUAUUUUGGUGGAACCUUACUCUGUUAUGAGUCAACAAGCCCUCGAAGACUUUGCAGAGUUCAGAGAAGACUGUCUAGACUGCAAUACCAGGGCUGUUCAGGUGGAAACUGGAAUGAAAAAAACUAAGUUUAAUGCUGUCAUACCAAUUAUUCCAGCUUAUGCAGCUUCUGUCUUAAAGCCUCUUGUGCAAUCAGAUCUUUAUGCAAUGGCAGCAACAUACUGCAUCCAUAAGAAUCCGACUGCUAUCGAAUAUGCAGCCCAUUUUGCUGCCCUAGGUUGUGCAUGGCUGAAAACUCUCGAAGAAUAUCCAGAUGAAGAACGACCAGAGUUUAUUCGCAAUAGAUUGGACGACAUUGUGGGCACAGCAAAAUUGUACCUAGAUAAAUGCAAGGUUGCAAACUAUCUCAACGCUCUGAUGGCAGAACCAAAACAAGCACUCAUGUUUGAAAGCACUCUUAAAUUCAAGAAUAAGUCAGUAAGGUGUGAAUCUUUACUGAAGCCUGUGUUCCUCCUUUUUCUAACAAGGGAGUCUAUCUCAAAAAAAGUUAUGGCUGAAAUAUUCCAACUCAUUGUGUUCGAAUUCAUUAGGCGUUGUAUAAUUAAAAAAGCCAGAAGUCCUUUAGAUCGUGCACCAUUCAUUCAGUACUUCUGUUCCCAACUCUCUAGUCCAGAUCACAGAAGAGAGUGGCUAGAAAAUCAUUCCAAGGUGAUCAUAGACAGGCAGAAAGAGAAGUAUGAAAACCUACUGGAAAGAUUCUACACACUCAAGGAUCUGAGAUGCUCUGUUCGCAAAGACAUUGUUAGCGGCUUAGAAGCCAAGGGCAAGAGACUCUUUGAUGACCUCACCAUCGAUAUCUGUAUGGAAAAGGUAACUUUGCUUCGGAAUCCUAAUACUUGUGGAGAGAUUACUUGGUCGACGUUAGAAGUAUUGUCCCGAGAAUUGGGCUUGCCAACCAACCUACCUAAUAAGAAUGAGGCUUUGCUAUUUGUCGCGGCGAUCUUGAACAAAAAGGAAGCCAAGAAGCAGCUGCCCGACGUCCCUUCGUCCCAGGACAAGGUUCUCAGUCUUGCCAGGGAGAAGAUUCUCAGGGAAAUCCUAGUAGAACUCAGGAAGGUUAGCAGCAGAGACUGGAGCUUGGCAAAGAAUAUUGAGGAGGAGUGGAAGGAGGAAUUCAAGAAGAGACACAGGUCCUUGGCCAUCCCUAUGACACCACAGCAGAUUGUAGCCGAAGCUCAAGGAAGAGGCGUAGCCGUCAGGCAGGAGACGUUCCACGAUGUCUACAAAUAUGAUGACUAUACGCAACUGUUACGAAAUGCCUGUCAGAUUCGUGAGUGUCCCCAUUAUCUGGUACCUCAUAAGAACUUCAACCUGCAUCUCUCCCAGUCAAAGAUUUCAGGUCAUCAUGUAGAGUCGUUUCACUGGAUCAUCCGCAAAUAUGGGCAUCAUGGGAUGGAGCGGGUCAAACAGGAGCUUCACUCUAAAGAACUCGCUCUCCUUAAAGAACGCAGGCGAAGCCAGAGAACCUCUGAACCUUUUAAACUGACUGAAGAUGUCUUCAAGAAACUCGUGGCAAACGUGUACAAUUGA
Macrobrachium nipponense is the source of this 3189-nucleotide messenger RNA. RefSeq lists its product as uncharacterized. Bases 169 to 3189 code for a protein of 1006 amino acids. The transcript is spliced from 9 exons. The record is from RefSeq and is a predicted model, not a curated record. Lineage: Eukaryota; Metazoa; Arthropoda; Malacostraca; Decapoda; Palaemonidae.